UUGAAACAACACGCGCGUGAAGAUAGGGAAGGGCUGCUCGGUAGAAGGAAAUAUGGAGCUCUAGGUGUUUUUUUCUUCAAAUUAAUUUGCAACAAUUCCUAAACAAUAUUUUUUCAUCGAAUUUUUAGUGAUUAUCACCAAUCGAAGUGGAUUGCGAAAAAAAUAAUCAGAAAGAAAUCAGCUGUUUAGCCAUAGCGAAUUAAUGGCGUUUUGACUUUUUGAUAUGCAAUAUUUUUAAAGAAUUGGCAACAAUCGAUGAUUUUGGAACUCAUACACUGCAAAUGAUUUAAGUAAUUUGUAGGAGAUUCAUUCCAUAAUCAUAGCUAUACGGAACAGAAAAAUAUUUAAUUAGGAAAUUAAUUCAUUAUGGAGCAACGCAGAGCCUGGCAAGCUGUUAGUUAAUGGCACAUGGUUUUCUUGUUUAUAAAAUACGGAUUGAAAAACAUUACUGGAUGUGUGAAUAGAAAAGUAUUUGUUUCUUGUAUAAUGCCAAAGAGAUUCCUACAAGGUCCACCGAAGAAGAAAUUGAAAUUGAAUCAUAAUUCAUUGAAGAUGUCAAAAACCGAAAUUGCAACGAGGGACGUUAACCCUAAUCACGGUGGUAAAAUCCAAAAUGAGAUUCUAAAGAAUGAACUUGGACAGCAAAAUCACAAUGUGAAAAUAGAAUAUCUUGAUACUCCCGUGAAAUCGGAAAAUGAUAAAAAGGAGUACAGAGUUAUUAAAUUGGAAAAUGGAUUGACAGCAUUGUUAAUAGCUGAUAUGCACUCUACUGCCUGCGAUGCAGAUGCGGAUGAUGAUGAUGAUACAGUUGACGAAACAGAAAGCGAGGAUGAGGAGGAAGAAGAAGAAGAUGAAAAUGUUGACGAGGAUGGUAGAGCCGACAAUGAUGAUAUUGAUUCAUCAGGAAUUAAACACACUAAGAGAGAACAAAAAAUAGCAGCCUGUGGUUUGUGUGUCGGGGUUGGUAGUUUCAGUGAUCCACCUGAAAUUCCUGGUAUGGCGCAUUUUCUAGAACACAUGGUAUUUAUGGGAUCUACCAAAUACCCUCAGGAAAAUGAUUUUGAUGCAUUUAUUACAAAACGAGGUGGCUCUGACAAUGCUGCAACAGAAUGUGAACAAACUACUUUUUAUUUUGAAAUUCAAGAAAAACAUUUAUUGGGUGCAUUGGAUCGUUUUGCACAAUUUUUCAUCAGUCCACUUAUGAAAAGAGAUGCCAUAUCAAGGGAACGAGAAGCUAUAGAAAGUGAAUUUCAGAUGGCCUUACCGUCAGAUUUUUAUCGCAAGGAACAGCUAUUCAGCAGCUUAGCUCGACCUAAUCAUCCUGCGACAAAAUUUGCAUGGGGUAACUUAGUGACUUUGCGUGACAAUGUCACAGAUGAAAAACUGUACGCGGAGCUACAUAAAUUUAGAGAACGUCAUUAUAGUGCUCACAGAAUGACCUUAGCAAUUCAGGCCAGAUUACCUUUAGAUACUUUAGAACAAUACGUCAAGGAUUGUUUUUCGGGAGUACCAAGUAAUAGUCUACCACCUGAUGACUUUACAUCCUUUAAAGGAACAAGCUCCUUUGAAACACCAUCUUUCAGAAGGAUGUAUAAAAUUAAGCCAGUUAAAGACGUUUGUCAAAUAGAAUUAACUUGGACGAUGCCACCUCUUCAUCAUUUAUAUAAAAGUAAACCACACCAAUAUGUUUCUUGGAUUAUCGGUCACGAAGGCAAGGGGUCCUUAAUAAGUUACUUACGUAAGAAAAUGUGGUGCCUCGAUAUAUUCAGUGGUAAUGGAGAAAGUGGUUUCGAGCAUAGUUCUAUGUAUGCUUUGUUCAGUUUAUCUUUGAUAUUAACUGAUGAUGGCAACAAACAUUUGAAGGACGUACUAGAUGCAAUAUUUUCAUAUAUAAAAUUAAUGCAAAGAGAAGGUCCACAAAAACGAAUAUACGACGAAAUUCAUCAGAUUGAAGAAACGAAUUUCAGAUUUACAGAUGAAGUACCCCCGGCUGAUUAUGUUGAAAAUUUAUGUGAAAAUAUGCAUUUUUAUCCUCCACUUGAUUAUAUCACUGGGAGUGAUCUUUAUUUUGAAUACGAUCCAGAAUCUAUUAAGACUUGUAUGAGCGUUCUCACACCAGAGGAUGUGAACAUCAUUAUUUUUGACAAAAAGUUUAACGAUGAAGAAUUUGACAAGGUUGAACCGUGGUUUAAAACUAAAUAUAGUGAUACGGAAAUACCCGAGGAAUGGAUUGAACAUUGGAAGAAGAUUGAACCUUUUCCAGAGUUUCACUUGCCAGAACCGAAUAUCUUUCUUUCUAGCGAUUUUAGUUUGAUACCUAAGACCGAGGAUGUUCCUAAGUAUCCUGUAAAAAUACAUAGCGAUGCCGUAUCUGAAAUUUGGUACAGGCCCGAUACGAAAUUUUUAUUGCCUGAAUGCUACAUGUAUUUUUACUUUAUUUCUCCUUUAGCUAUGGCGUCACCGCAAAAUGCAGCUAUGAUGGAUUUAUUUGUUGCAAUAUUGAAGCACUUACUUGUUGAAGAACUAUAUCCAGCUAAUGCAGCUGAGCUUAAUUAUCAAAUUUAUACGGGUGAUAAAGGAAUCAUUGUCAAAGUCAAUGGGUUUAAUCAGAAAUUACCUCUCCUAUUAACUACCAUAACAAGGUAUAUAGCGGAUUGUUCAAAAUUAGUAACACAAGAAUUAUUUGAUAUGAUGAGAGCCGAGCAAUUGAAAGCUUAUUACAAUAUAUUCUUAAAACCCGGAAAGCUAGUCAGAGAUGUGAGAAUAUCUAUUCUGAUGCUGGUCCAUUGGACAACAGUAGACAAGCACGCAGCUAUAUCCAGUAUAGAAUUUCGCCAUUUCCAAACCUUUGCAAAGCAUUUCACGGAUCAUAUAUACAUCCAGUGCCUGGUACAGGGAAAUAUGACAAAGGAAGAUGUUAUAAAGAAUGGCCAUAGCUGUGUCGAAAUUUUGAAGUGCGGACCGCUGUUACCAAAUACACUUCCACAGUUGAGAAUUACUCAAAUCCCACUGGGAGUUCACUGUUGCAGAGUGAAGAACUUUAAUCCAACAGAUGCGAAUUCAGUUGUCACAAAUUAUUAUCAAUCUGGCAUUGCAUCCAUUAAGUUGUCUGUGACGAUUGAGCUACUUAUUAUGCUCAUGGAAGAACCUUUAUUCAAUCAAUUAAGAACACAAGAACAGUUAGGCUAUAAUGUCUUUUGUUUAUUGAGAAAUUCAUUGGGUGUACUUGGAUAUUCCAUAACCGUGUGUACACAAGCUGACAAGUACACAACAGAGCACGUAGACGACAGAAUAGAAGAAUUUCUGAAGUCCUUUAUAAAGAUUUUGAAAAAAAUGACUGAAAAGGAACUCAGCGAAGUGAAGGAUGCUUUGAUAAAGUUAAAACAGUGUGCAGACAUUCACUUGAAAGAGGAAGUCAACAGGAAUUGGAGUGAGAUCAGAAGUGGUGAAUAUAUAUUCGACAGAUUGGAAAGGGAAGUAGCUGCAAUAAAUACUAUAAAAGUAGCGGAGCUCAGAAAGUGGAUGGAUAAGCAUGUGAUCAAUGGAAGUAAUCUGAGAAAGUUGAGUGUUCAAGUAGUAGGAACAGCUAAGAAACAAUCAAAUGAGACUGAAGAAGAAAUCAAUGUAAAUGUGAAUAAAGCAAACUCUACAAAAGCUAGAGAGCAUAGUAAAUCCCAGGAAAAUCGGGCAAUCAAGUCAAGAAAUUCGAACAUCGAAUACGGCGGUGAUGUUAAGUAUCCACUAGAAUAUUUAACGGACAUGCCUGAUGAGAAGAAGGAGAAGGCUGCAGAAUAUUAUAUAACAGAUAUCGAAGAUUAUAAGCAUAGCCUUUACGUUUAUCCAAUCACUCUUAAAAUUUCAUGACAGUGAUCCCAACCUAGAUUGUAACUAUUUGCGAAUUGUAAUACUGCAUGAUAGUAAGAGAUUGCUCAAAAAAGAUAAUACGGCCAAUCUCGUUUGCAAAUAAAAUUCAACUUUUUUUGACAAGAAGUA
Cephus cinctus (wheat stem sawfly) is the source of this 3993-nucleotide messenger RNA. Its product is annotated as nardilysin. The record is from RefSeq and is a predicted model, not a curated record. NCBI's taxonomy places the organism in Eukaryota, Metazoa, Arthropoda, Insecta, Hymenoptera, Cephidae. Gene Ontology annotation, molecular function: metalloendopeptidase activity; metal ion binding. The transcript is spliced from 14 exons. Gene Ontology annotation, biological process: proteolysis. The coding region runs from base 409 to 3864 and encodes 1151 amino acids.